Protopolystoma xenopodis is the source of this 258-nucleotide messenger RNA. The record is from the annotation of a GenBank genome assembly. Lineage: Eukaryota; Metazoa; Platyhelminthes; Monogenea; Polystomatidea; Polystomatidae.
AUGGCUGAGUCCAUCGCACUCUACCAAGGCGUUCUUCACAAACCUGGAUCCUGUGUAUGGUCCAAUAUUUGGAAACAGGCUUUUCAAUCUACUGAUCGCCGACCCACUGACCUCCGUGAUCGUUGGCGGGUAAUCUCGGCCCCCUACAACCAUCGUCUUAUGAGCCAAGUUGCAGGACACUAUGAAUCCUGGCUGCGAGAACAUGGAAGCUCUCUUGCUGAUACAUCUCCUCCAAUUGCUACAGUUUCUCCUUCAUAG